GAAACUCCCUUACUACGCAGAAAAAUAAACAGAUGCGAAAGUAAUAUUUUGUAGACGCUUGUGAAUUGUUGUGUACUUACAUCUGAAAGCAUCUUUUGUGUCAGUGUUGCCCAAUUAAACAUUUGCAAGAUGAGCCUGGAAGGGUGUGCCAAAGUCAUCAAGUAUAUGGUGUUCUGUUUUAAUCUUGUAUUCUGGAUUGUAGGAUGUUCCAUAUUGGCUAUCGGCAUUUACGUAAGGCUCUCCGAUGGAGAAUAUGCCGUUUUAACUGAAAGUAUACCAUUUGCUAAUGUGUCUAAUCUUAUGAUAGCUGUUGGUGCCAUCAUCACAAUUAUUGGAUUUGUUGGCUGUGUUGGUGCAUGGAAAGAAAACAAGUGUCUAUUGAUGACAUUCUUCAUCUUGCUACUGAUUAUUUUUUUGAUGGAGAUUGUCAUUGGUGUCCUAGGAUACAUCUACAGAAACGAGAAUAUGCCCGGGAUAAAUGCUUGGUAUCCCAGGAUAUAUGCUUGGUAUCCCAGGAUAUAUGCUUGGUAUCCCAGGAUAUAUGCUUGGUAUCCCAGGAUAUAUGCUUCGUAUCCCAGGAUAUAUGCUUGGUAUCCCAGGAUAAAUGCUUGGUAUCCCAGGAUAUAUGCUUGGUAUCCCAGGAUAUAUGCUUUGUAUCCCAGGAUAUAUGCUUGGUAUCCCAGGAUAUGUGCUUGGUAUCCCAGGAUAUAUGCUUCGUAUCCCAGGAUAUGUGCUUGGUAUCCCAGGAUAUGUGCUUGGUAUCCAGGAUAUGUGCUUGGUAUCCCAGGAUAUAUGCUUGGUAUCCAGGAUAUAUGCUUGGUAUCCAGGAUAUGUGCUUGGUAUCCCAGGAUAUGUGCUUGGUAUCCAGGAUAUAUGCUUUGUAUCCCAGGAUAUAUGCUUGGUAUCCCAGGAUAUGUGCUUGGUAUCCCAGGAUAUGUGCUUGGUAUCCCAGGAUAUAUGCUUGGUAUCCAGGAUAUAUGCUUGGUAUCUCAGGAUAUAUGCUUGGUAUCCAGGAUAUACGCUUGGUAUCCCAGGGUAUAUGCUUGGUAUCCAGGAUAUGUGCUUGGUAUCCCAGGAUAUAUGCUUGGUAUCCAGGAUAUAUGCUUGGUAUCCAGGAUAUAUGCUUGGUAUCCCAGGAUAUAUGCUUGGUAUCCCAGGAUAUAUGCUUGGUAUCCAGGAUAUACGCUUGGUAUCCCAGGGUAUAUGCUUGGUAUCCAGGAUAUGUGCUUGGUAUCCCAGGAUAUAUGCUUGGUAUCCAGGAUAUAUGCUUGGUAUCCCAGGAUAUAUGCUUGGUAUCCAGGAUAUAUGCUUGGUAUCCCAGGAUAUAUGCUUGGUAUCCCAGGAUAUAUGCUUGGUAUCCCAGGAUAUGUGCUUGGUAUCCCAGGAUAUAUGCUUGGUAUCCCAGGAUAUAUGCUUGGUAUCCCAGGAUAUAUGCUUGGUAUCCAGGAUAUACGCUUGGUAUCCCAGGGUAUAUGCUUGGUAUCCAGGAUAUGUGCUUGGUAUCCAGGAUAUGUGCUUGGUAUCCCAGGAUAUGUGCUUGGUAUCCCAGGAUUUAGGCUUGGUAUCCCAGGAUAUGUGCUUGGUAUCCCUGGAUAUAUGCUUGGUAUCCCAGGGUAUAUGCUUGGUAUCCCAGGGUAUAUGCUUGGCAUCCCAGGAUAUGUGCUUGGUAUUCCAGAAUAUAUAGGCUUGGAAAAGUGUUGUGGAGUGUAUAAUUACACUGAUUGGUGGGUUGCCAAUCCCAGCUGGAAUUUAACAAAAUUGCCUGAUUCUUGCUGUGUUAAACAUACAAUUGGUUGUGGCACAUUUACACCAGAAUCUUUUUCUGUUGGUGAUUUCUCAGAUGUCGGAUGUGGAAAUGCAUUGCAAACAAUCAUUGAGAGUAACUUGUACCUGAUUGGUGGAGUUGCCAUUGCUGUUGCAGUUAUACAGUUAUUGGGAUUGAUCUUUUCUCUGGCUCUCUUCUGUGAAGUCAGGAAAGAAGGAAAAUAUGUUUAAAUAUCAAGGAAUGAUGGAUCAAAUCAUAACAUGCAUUUGUAAUCAGUUUUUUUAAAGUACUGUUUUCUUUAAUGUUCUUCUCUUUAUUUCCCCAUAAACAGAAUAUUUGUUAAAAUGCAUAUAAUUUGGUGUUUAAUAUUUUCUGUAAGUCAUACAUGUAUAUCAAUGCAAGACUGAGAAAUUUGAUUUUUAAGUUUGUUUCAAAUAAGAAGCUAAGCACAAUUGAUUCGCAGGUAACUGAACAUGAACGCUGCUAGAAAGAAAUUGAAGUAUUCUUGUAUUUAAGCUAAGUUGACAGGUUGCUUCUGCAUUGAUAUAUUGUUUGAAAAACAUAGUGGAACCCAAAUUAAAAGUAGGUAAUUAUUAAUUACUGAAAAUUUAUUGAGUUUUAGAAUGAAAUGGAUAUUUUUGUAUUAGCUUUUCUCAGAUUGUAUUUGUUUGUACUGAUGAUAGUGUUUAGUUUCUUCAUACAUGUGUAUUUGUGAAGAAAACAGAGGAUUUUAUUUGUAAAUGAGUCUAUUGCUUUAGAUAGGUAAUCAUGAAUAGUCAUUGUUUGGACCAGUAGUUGAAUAUUCUGGUCCACAAUAUUGAUUUCACAAUUGUUUUUUUCUAAUGCUGAAGUUGUGCAUCGCAUUUUCUGUACUGGAAGCAAUAAUAUUAUCCCUGAUAUAUUCUUGUUUGAUGUGUUUUUAUUUGGUAAAAAUUUGUGACGAGUUGGCCCACAAAUGGCUGAUUUGAUAUCAAUCUUGUUUCAAAAAAUUCAAAUUAAGUUUAAUAAGUUCAGUUAAAGUAUAGGAAGAAGUUUGAAAUGCUUUCCAAGAACAAAAUUAAGCAGUGACAUGAUUAUGCCUUUCGAUUUACCUCAUUAUCACACUACCGGUACAUUCUUUAUCAAAAUUCACCAAUUUUUAAUUUGUAUAUCCAUUCAAAUAUUCAAAAAAACAUUCAUAUUGAGAAAUCUUCAAUGACUAAUUGAUUUACCUGCAAUGUUUUUCCGUUAUUUCAUGACCUUUUACAUGAAUACCUAAUUAUGAAUAUAAAUAUGGUAAUCAUUCAGGUUUUGUGAGGCUGAAAACAUAUCUCUGACUUGUAUCAUCCAUUUGAACUUUUCUAGAUAUUGUGAUGUGUAAUACUCUUUUUACAUCUGACAUUAUUUUAAUGUUCUUGCUAUUUUGGUUUUUUUUUCUUUUUUUAUAUUGAAAAUACUAAGUUAUAUUUUUUAUUCAUUUUUCUAUAGCAACAAAAUGGUGUAUUAAUACGGUAUGUGUAUGAAUGUGUAUGUGUAUGAAUGUUUAAUUCGGAAUCACAAAUGAGCUGCUCCAAAUGUAUCAUUAAUUUGUUGCAUCUAGAGAAGUAUUAUGUUUCUCAAUCAGCUAUUGUUUGUUUGUUUACGUGCACAUUGUUUUACCACUUCUUGGAAAAUAUUUAAAAUUUAUCACCGAGUAUAAAAUCUUUUCUAAUCUAUUUUAAUGGUUCUUUACUGUAUAUUACCAAUUCUGUACUUUUAUCACCUUUAGUUGUAUAAUAAAAUGGUUGUUGAAUGUAAA
This is a messenger RNA of Saccoglossus kowalevskii, 3542 nucleotides long. RefSeq lists its product as uncharacterized. The record is from RefSeq and is a predicted model, not a curated record. NCBI's taxonomy places the organism in Eukaryota, Metazoa, Hemichordata, Enteropneusta, Harrimaniidae.